AGCAGCAUACAAGUCGCCAAAAACUCCUCGCUUAACUCUAGAUCUGUGAAGGGAGACUAUAAGAGCCGUUCCUGAAAGCAAGUCGAAGAGGUGAAGGAGAGAUGAAGGGGCAUCCAAAUGGCGAGAUUGAGGGCUUCGUUGGUGAAACUUUAUCCGCCGGAGUAAUAUUGGGGCUUGACGGCGGCACCACCUCCACUGUCUGCAUCUGCAUACCGGCGACGGCUUCGAUUCCUUUCACCGGCACCAAAGCUGCCGAAUCUAUUGAGAUUCUCUCUAGGGCUAGCGCUGGCUGUUCCAAUUUCAAUUCCGUUGGAGAAGCUGCAGCAAAGAAGACACUAGAGAAGGUUAUAGCCGAAGCCCUUUCCAUGGCUCAUUCUACUUACUCUGCUGUUCGAGCAAUUUGCUUAGCAGUGUCUGGUGUUAAUCAUCCUUCAGAUCAACAAAAGAUUUUGGAAUGGGUCAUCGAUCUAUUUCCUUGUCCUGUCAAGAUAAUCAUAGAGAAUGAUGCUGUGGCAGCAAUGGCAAGUGGAACAUUGGGGAAGCUCCAUGGCUGUGUAUUGAUUGCAGGCACUGGUUCUAUAGCUUAUGGUUUUUGUGAAGAUGGAAGACGAGCCCGUGCUGCAGGUGCAGGACCUAUACUAGGUGACUGGGGAAGUGGUUAUGGAAUUGCUGCACAGGCAUUAACGGCUGUAAUUAGAGCUCAUGAUGGCCGUGGACCACAAACAAUACUUACAAAUAACAUCCUCAAUUUACUUGGACUUUCAUCUCCUGACGAAAUUAUUGGGUGGACUUAUGCAGAUUCAUCAUGGGCUCGCAUUGCUGCUCUUGUUCCAGUAGUGGUUGCUUCAGCAGAAGCUGGAGAUGAGGCUGCAAACAAAAUACUGCAUUAUUCAGUUCAGGAGUUGGCUGAUAGUGUUAAAGCUGUAAUCCAAAGACUUAAAUUGUCCGGGGAAGAUGGAAACAGUUCUUUUCCAUUGGUAAUGGUUGGAGGCGUUCUUGAAGCUAAUAACAAGAAAUGGGACAUUGGAAAGGAAGUCCUAAAGCACAUUUCAAAGGAUUAUCCAGGAGUUUUUUCUAUUCAUCCCGAGGUUGAACCAGCUGUGGGUGCAGCAUUGAUAGCAUUGAACCAAUACACUAUAUCACUCAGAGCAGAUCAAACUAGCUGAUAUAUAUAUAUAUAUAUAUAUAUAUAUAUAGCUGUAAAUUAAAUGAGAUUUAGGUGAUGAGAAAAUAUUAGAUAAUAAAGACAUCUCCCAGAGCUGAUUAUUGGAUUCCUGAUGGUGGUUGCUUUGCUUCGCAUCAAUACAGCUUGUUUGCUAUUUUUCUCAUAUUAUUAAUUCAUCGUAUCCUCUAUUGGUUGCCAAAGAUAUCCAAUUAAUUCUCUGUUAAGCUGUACAAUAUUUGUAAUUUCUCUGCAGAAAAAGCAAUACCCCUUGCUUUGAUAUACUAUUCUAUGCUUAUAUUUGA
Phalaenopsis equestris is the source of this 1467-nucleotide messenger RNA. RefSeq names its product N-acetyl-D-glucosamine kinase. Lineage: Eukaryota; Viridiplantae; Streptophyta; Magnoliopsida; Asparagales; Orchidaceae. The transcript is spliced from 7 exons. The coding region runs from base 102 to 1166 and encodes 354 amino acids. The record is from RefSeq and is a predicted model, not a curated record.